Messenger RNA from Bombus pascuorum, 2372 nucleotides. RefSeq names its product leucine-rich repeat-containing protein 20 (gene Sclp). The transcript is spliced from 4 exons. Lineage: Eukaryota; Metazoa; Arthropoda; Insecta; Hymenoptera; Apidae. Gene Ontology annotation, molecular function: protein binding. Bases 816 to 1448 code for a protein of 210 amino acids. The record is from RefSeq and is a predicted model, not a curated record.
UUCCGAUAGCUGGGACCUUGACUGCACGUUCGUGAAAAUUCUAAUUCCAAUUUCGACAGGUUGCAGGCCGAGUGCACCUGGCGGUACAUAUGCGUUGUGGCACCUACAGUUGUUUUCAAACAAAGAGAGGGAGUUGAAACAAAGUAGUCAGCUGAUUCGAGAUGCAUCUUUGGUGGGAGACUCUGCUACGAAGGCUUAAAUAGCACCGCGUGGAGUUCUGCACUUCAGUGCCAGCCAGCGUCACCUGAAACACUCUCGUUUCGAUAUCUUGCCCCUUACUUUCUGAGAGUUCUUCGAGUGCGGGGAAAAACAGAAAAUCGCAGGAAUCUCGCAGCUUCGUGAAAGAUCGAGGACACAACGAUCUCGUCUCAGACGCGAUCGGUUCAUCGAUGUUCUCAGAAGCCAACGCUUCUUCGUUGUUUCCUCGAUAAACAUACCGACAACAUUUGCGACCACAACGCUAAAAGUUCGCAUUAGACGCGAUAGUUUCAAGCAACAAGUAUCUCGUCGGAAAAGUGCGUUUCAAGCGUUCUUUGUGUACGAUCAGAAGGUUGCGUCCCGAAACAUGAUUGUUUUUUAAUGCGCGAGGAAGAAGUGGAGAGAAUCAAGAGUGCUAUUGAUACUUCGAGGAAGAAACCGUAAAAGCGUGUACUUGAUCACUGUGCAACGAGUUCGACAGUGAUUAGACAACUUUGAAGAGAUUCAGUGAUCGUUCGAUUCCGAAUAAAUAGAAUUUCUAGACGAGUUUCUUUCUUUCGUUUAAAACUCUACAAAGAUUUUUCCACGUCCGUCGUACAUAAACAAACGUAGAAGAGAUGAGACCACCCGCGUACAAUGCCGACGAUGUGCAACAGAUUUCUCAGGAGCAAGGAGAGAGGAACGUGGCUAUGGCUGUUUGCGUCCAGUUGGCGGGCCGAGCGAUAAUUAGGGUAGUUUCCCGGUGCGAAGAGGCGCAGGACAAUUGUAAUCUAGAUCUGUCAGAAUGCCAACUAAUGCAGGUACCUGAUGCAGUUUAUCAUUUAAUGAGACACACAGAGUUAAAAAGAUGUAAUCUGUCAGGGAAUGUGAUAACAAAAAUUCCACCAAAAUUUGCAGUCAAGUUCUCUCUGAUUACUGAACUGAACCUGAGUCAUAAUCAAAUGAGUAAGCUACCAGAAGAACUUGCUGAAUUGCAAGCUUUAGAAAGGUUGGAUAUAUCGCAUAAUACGUUCAUCGCUUUGCCACCCGUUACAUGUCGGAUACCACAACUCAAGCGGCUUCUUGCUAACAACAAUUCGAUUAUUGAUAUAGACGUUGAAAGACUCAGGCACGCUCCCGCGUUGGAAUUUAUUGAUCUUCAAGCCAAUCCAUUAACGGCCAGGAUGCACGAUCUUCUAAGUACUUUAACUCGAAUUAAAAUUGAACUGACCCCUCGACAAGUCGAAGAAUGGGAGGACCUCACUAUUUGAAGUGAAUCCAUAGUUCAAAGAAAACAAUAAUAUCUGCCAAAGCAGCUGAUCGUCGAAUAAUCGUUCUACAUGGACGUAGUUUGCUUCCAUUACUAUUGACUGAGAUUGUUCAAAAGUUCGCAGAUCGUUACGCGAAUUCCGAACAAAAGCAAGUAUUUUGUACAGUGACAAAAAAGCACAUGACUGAUCGAUAACAGGUGUGAUGAUAUGCGGCAAGAAUCAUCGGUAAAUGGAACUCUCUCCAGUUGAUGUUUCUUAUAAUCUGUACUUAAGGAUAGACUUGCCGCGUACCUGGAACUUUCUUCAUUGAUCUCGUGGAUAGCGAUUGAUUGUCACUUCUUUUACUCUCGUUUUGUACCGUGUGGAUUUUUUUAGAUAUUAUUACGCUGCUCGCUCAUUUGGCCCGCGGAAUGCUGUGAUCCAUGUAUGUGUAACAUCGCGAGCUGCCGAUUCAAUUUACUACCAUAUUUUUACUAACUCCAAAUAAGUAUCCUGUACAUUUAAGAUAUGUUUUAUUAUUUUUUAUGCGUGGACUUGACACACUGCGACAUAUGUAAUAAAUCGAACGACUGCCAAUAUAUAGGCGAUCUAUUACUGACAUUUUCGCCAUAAAUCGAUCAAUACUUUUGAUUUUAUAAAACAUUGAAAAGAAAAAGAGAGGAAUGAGAAGUAUAAAUCCAAUGUACCGAUUAGAAUAUACAAAAAUUCGUUAUUUUCUUUUGUUUAGAUACGUGUCUUAUGGACUGGUAAGAAUUUACAGGAACAAUUGUAUUUAAUUUAUAUAAACGAUAUGUACAUUAAACUGUAUUAUGUAUUAAUUGUAAUGUAGCUCUGUGUAUAUGCACAACAGGUAUCAGAAUGUAUUGCUCUGUAUUUCUGAUCUAGUCAAUUGUCCGCGAAAUGUUACAAUAUACUUUAAGAAAA